Molecule: messenger RNA, 4078 nt
Organism: Drosophila virilis
Lineage: Eukaryota; Metazoa; Arthropoda; Insecta; Diptera; Drosophilidae
Gene: Nedd4
Product: E3 ubiquitin-protein ligase Nedd4
Biological process (GO): regulation of dendrite morphogenesis; ubiquitin-dependent protein catabolic process; protein polyubiquitination
Cellular component (GO): cytoplasm
Molecular function (GO): protein binding; sodium channel inhibitor activity; ubiquitin protein ligase activity
Source: RefSeq, a predicted model, not a curated record
AUUAGUUAGUUGUCGGAUUUUGUCGGGCGUGUUAAGCUGUGAAAGUUCAAAAAUUGUUGUAAUAUUUGUGUGGAAAAAAAUAAACAAUCAAUUUAUCUAUAUGUGAAACGGAAGAUGUAACCGCGAUUAAGUGUUGACACGCGAAUAAAACGAAACCGAAGCGUAUCGUGUAGUUGGCAGUGCAAAAAGAUCUGCAGAUCGUAGGCCUUACACAAUGUCAGCACGCAGCAGCGUUGUGACUGCGUCCUCGUCAACGGCCGAUGUGCCACGCCCGCCGCCACGUCGACGCGCCGCCUCUGUGGCGGGACAACAGCAGGCGCAGCAGCAGCGCUUGGAUUACAAUAACGGACACGCGCCACGCAGAUCGUUGGCAGCUGUGUUAAUAGGCGUGCAAUAAUUAACACUCUCCGUGGAUUAUAAAAACAACGUAAACAAUAUAUAACAAAAUAUGGCCGAGUCAACAACAACCACAAGCAAUGGUGAAGAUGGCCAAAUUCAUGGCUUCAAUAACAGUGAAAACGACACUGGCGACUCGUGUCACCUGCGCAUUGUUGUGCUCAGCGGCAAGUCCUUGGCCAAAAAGGACAUUUUUGGCGCCAGUGAUCCGUAUGUCAGAAUCGAUUUGAAUACAAUCAACGGUGAUAUUAAUAUUGACUCGGUUUUAACUAAAACCAAAAAGAAGACACUAAAUCCAUCCUGGAAUGAGGAGUUCAUAUUCAGGGUCAAACCGUCUGAGCACAAGCUGGUGUUUCAAGUAUUCGACGAGAAUCGCUUGACACGCGACGAUUUCCUGGGCAUGGUCGAGCUGACGCUGGUGAAUCUGCCCACGGAGCAGGAGGGCCGCACGAUUGGAUCACAGAGUUAUACGCUGCGUCCGCGCAGGUCAGUAGGCGCCAAAUCACGCAUCAAGGGCACCCUGGAGAUAUAUCAUGCCUUCAUACGCGAAACACGCGAACCGAGCGAACCCUCGAGCAACAACAGCGACGCCGAAUGGGAGCAUGUUGAGGCUACAAAUGCCGGCGAGCAAUCAGCACAGCCGCAUCCAUUUCCUAGCGGCGGCACGGAUGCAUUGCCCGCCGGCUGGGAGGAGCGACAGGACGCAAAUGGACGCACAUACUAUGUGAAUCAUGCGGCGCGCACGACGCAAUGGGAGAGGCCAACCAUCUUGACUAGCAACAAUAGCCAAAACGUUGAUCAACUGGCCUCCGAUUUCCAAAGACGUUUUCACAUAAGUGUGGAUGAAACGGAGUCGGGACGCGGGCCGGAUACGCGCAGUCUCUUGAGCAUAGAGGACAAUAACAAUACAACGCCCACAGCCACGACACCAACACAAAUCUCACGCAGACAGUCGCAAGCAUCAGCUAACAGCAGCAACAACAACAGCAACAAUUGUGAUACAAUAGUUGAGCAGGCCGAAAUAGAACCCGACCAAGUGGUGGACCAUGCCAGUUUUGUUUACAAUUCACUGCAACAUCGCGACACUGGUAGGGAGCCAGAAAUCUCGUCGACCAGCCUGCAAAACGAUUUGAGACCGGUGCGCCAGACACCUGGCCACAUGGUCAACACGGCCAUAACGAAUCUAUUGACGCGCCGCGCCAACGACAGCAGCCUGGGCCGCCAGCAAUUGGACAUCAGGCAGCAGAGACGACGCCAACUUCAGCUACAGAAUAGACAAUUGAGUGAAGACACCGAUCACACAGACAGCCACAAUCCCUCAGAGAUCUCAGCUCCGUCCACACGACGCAAUUCCGAGGAAGACAACGCGGCUGUGCCCACGGAUCAAACCGCAGCCAGUGAGGAGGAAGCGUUGCCACCGCGCUGGUCCAUGCAGGUGGCACCCAAUGGACGUACCUUCUUCAUAGAUCAUGAAGCACGCCGCACCACCUGGAUUGAUCCGCGAAAUGGACGCGCCAGUCCGAUGCCAAAUCAAACGCGACGCGUCGAGGACGAUCUGGGCCCCUUGCCCGAGGGCUGGGAGGAGCGCGUGCAUACGGAUGGUCGCGUCUUCUACAUAGAUCACAAUACGCGCACCACGCAGUGGGAGGACCCGCGCUUGUCAAAUCCAAAUAUCGCCGGCCAAGCGGUGCCCUAUUCGCGAGAUUACAAACAGAAAUACGAGUAUUUCAAGAGUCAUAUUAGAAAGCCUACAAAUGUACCAAAUAAAUUUGAAAUACGUAUUCGCCGUACAUCGAUAUUGGAGGACUCGUAUAGAAUUAUUAGUUCGGUGACGAAAACCGAUUUACUAAAGACUAAAUUAUGGGUAGAGUUUGAAGGAGAGACGGGCUUAGAUUAUGGUGGCCUUGCCAGAGAAUGGUUCUAUUUACUAUCCAAAGAAAUGUUUAAUCCAUAUUACGGACUCUUCGAGUACUCCGCCAUGGAUAACUACACAUUGCAAAUCAAUAACGGCAGCGGUCUGUGCAACGAGGAGCAUUUAAGUUAUUUCAAGUUUAUUGGUCGCAUAGCUGGCAUGGCAGUCUAUCAUGGCAAAUUGUUGGAUGCCUUCUUCAUACGUCCCUUCUACAAGAUGAUGCUGCAGAAGCCAAUCGAUUUAAAGGACAUGGAAUCUGUGGAUACUGAAUACUAUAAUUCGUUGAUGUGGAUCAAGGAGAACGACCCGCGCAUUCUGGAGCUGACAUUCUGCCUGGAUGAGGAUGUGUUUGGUCAAAAGAGUCAACAUGAACUCAAGCCGGGCGGUGCCAAUAUUGACGUGACCAACGAAAACAAAGAUGAAUACAUUAAACUUGUCAUCGAGUGGCGCUUUGUGGCGCGCGUCAAGGAUCAAAUGACUGCGUUCUUGGAUGGCUUUGGCUCCAUCAUACCGCUUAAUCUAAUCAAAAUCUUUGACGAGCACGAACUGGAGCUGCUGAUGUGCGGCAUACAGAAUAUUGAUGUUAAGGACUGGCGCGAAAAUACGCUAUACAAGGGCGACUACCACAUGAAUCACAUAAUUAUCCAAUGGUUCUGGCGCGCCGUUUUAUCCUUUUCCAACGAGAUGCGCUCCCGUCUGCUGCAGUUCGUGACGGGAACAUCACGUGUGCCCAUGAAUGGUUUCAAGGAGCUGUACGGAUCGAAUGGUCCGCAAAUGUUUACCAUUGAAAAGUGGGGUACACCCAACAAUUUUCCCCGUGCACAUACCUGCUUCAAUCGAUUGGACCUGCCACCCUAUGAGGGUUAUCUGCAGCUGAAGGAUAAGCUUAUCAAGGCCAUUGAGGGCAGCCAAGGAUUUGCCGGUGUUGAUUAAUAACACCGGUCCUGUGUGCGACGGCGUUGGCAAUGUGGUUGAUAGUGCCGAGCUGUGGCAAACAGUCCAGCAGUUAUAUGAGGAGGAGCAACAACGGCGACAAACUACAUCACAGCAAGGACAACAGCAGCAGCAACAGCAACCGCAACAGCAACAACAACUGCAGCAACCGCAACAGGGCAACCGCAUUGCAAUUACUAGGAACACCACCGCCACUCACUCGUGUACUUAUUUGUUCGUUUGCUUUUGUAUUAUAAUCAUUUUUGCUAGUUUAGUGCUGUUUCGUAUGUAUUUUUAGCUAGGCGAAAGCACACACAGCACAUACACACACCCACACACACAUUCGCUCCAGUGGCAGACCCAAGGUCCACAUAAUUGGAGCAGACUAUAUAAGCCCGUAAUAAUAAAUUGAAGGGUCUAAAAAUGAUUGUAUUGUGUUUCGCAUUUUGCCGAAAAAAAAAUUGUAUAAAGUAGAGAGAACCUAUAUGAAACUACAACAAAUUAAAUAUGCAUUGCCUGGACACAGACAGACAGAUAGACACAGGUCGAGAGAAUCAACUAAGUAUACAACAAAAUGGAAAAUAUAUAUCUUAUAUAAAGUUUUUUUAUAAUUGUUAUUUUUAUGCAAUAUUCGUCUAUAACAAAUGUGUGACAGAAAAGUUUUGCCUAACUCACAUCUGAUAAAGACCAUUUAAAUGUAACUUUUUUAUUCUGUAUAACUAUUUAAAAAAUGUAUGUGUAUUUAAAACUGAUGUUGACUGUGCAUAAGUCUCUCCAAUUUUAAAUGAUAAAGUUAAUAAAUAACUGCAAAACAAUGCCACUAAAUCGCAAAUCAAA